Messenger RNA from Quercus lobata, 2403 nucleotides. Its product is annotated as eukaryotic translation initiation factor 3 subunit B-like. The coding region runs from base 138 to 2291 and encodes 717 amino acids. Gene Ontology annotation, molecular function: translation initiation factor binding; RNA binding; translation initiation factor activity. Gene Ontology annotation, cellular component: eukaryotic translation initiation factor 3 complex. The record is from RefSeq and is a predicted model, not a curated record. NCBI's taxonomy places the organism in Eukaryota, Viridiplantae, Streptophyta, Magnoliopsida, Fagales, Fagaceae. Gene Ontology annotation, biological process: translational initiation. The transcript has 12 exons.
CAAACUCGUUCUGCUAACUCAACUUCAUUGGAGAAUUUCUCAACAAAAAAAAAAAAAACUUCAUUGGAGAAUCAAAAUCAGCCAUCAGAAAUUAUCUUUCUGUAACAGUAACAGAGAGAGUGAAAAGAAAGGCAAACAUGGCGGACGUGAUGGUGAUGAAAGACAUAGAGACGACGGCGUCUUUUCUCGGAAUUGAUUUCUUCCCACUCGACCUCAAUUCCAUUCACCUCCCUCCUGGCCAAGACUUCGGCAUCCCAAGCGAUGAUGAAGAAGGAGAUAAGAAUCUGAAUAAGGAUUUGGAGUUGUACAGUAAUGGGUUUGGCAAUAUUAUUAUUGUUGACAAUCUCCCUGAAGUAGAUGCGAAAACGAAGAAAGAAAAGCUUGAACAUGUUAUUCAUAGAAUCUACAGUCAGAUUGGUGUCAUCAAGGAGAAUGGCCUUUGCAUGCCUGUUGAUCCUCAGACACAAUCUACCUUAGGCUAUUGCUUUAUUGAGUUCAAUACCCCUGAGGAAGCUGAGCUUGCAAAGGAGAGAACUAAUGGGUACAAGUUGGACAAGCGUCACAUUUUUGCGGUCAACAUGUUCGAUGAUUUUGAUAUCUUCAUGAAAGUUCCAGAUCAGUGGGCCCCUCCUGAAUUUAAGCCAUAUACUCCGGGGGAAAAUCUUCAACAAUGGCUGACUGAUGAAAAAGCUCGUGAUCAGUUUGUGAUUCGUGCUGGUUCAGAUACGGAGGUUUUGUGGAAUGAUGCAAUGCAGCUGAAGGCUGAGCCUGUUUAUGAGCGUGCUUUCUGGACUGAAAGUUUUGUGCGGUGGUCCCCACUGGGGACUUACUUGGCGACACUUCAUAGGCAAGGUGCCGCUGUUUGGGGAGGUGCCAGUACCUUUAAUCGUCUUAUGCGUUAUGCUCAUCCUCAGGUUAAACUGAUUGAUUUUUCCCCUGGCGAGAAAUAUUUAGUAACCUAUAGCAGUCACGAACCAAGUAAUCCUUGUGGUGCAAAUAUGGUUCUGAUAAAUAUUUUUGAUGUGAGAACUGGAAAAGUGAUGAGAGGCUUCAAGGGAAGUGCUGAUGACUUUGGUAUUGGAGCAACUGGCGGUGUUAAAGGGGUGUCAUGGCCUGUUUUCAGAUGGGCAGGGGAUAAAGAGGACAAAUAUUUUGCUAGAAUUGGGAAAAACAUUAUCUCUGUCUAUGAAACAGAAACCUUUUCACUUAUUGACAAGAAAUCCUUGAAGGUUGAAAAUGUUGUGGAUUUCAGUUGGUCACCUACUGAUCCAAUUUUUGCUCUCUUUGUUCCUGAACUGGGUGACCAUCCUGCUAGGGUGAGUCUUAUGCAAAUCCCAAGUAAGGAUGAGUUAAGGCAGAAGAAUCUUUUCAGUGUUAGUGAAUGCAAAAUGUACUGGCAAAGCAAUGGGGAUUAUCUUGCUGUUAAGGUUGAUCGAUAUACAAAAACGAAAAAAAGCACAUGCACAGGUUUUGAGCUUUUUCGUAUAAGAGAACGGGAUAUUCCCAUUGAGGUUUUUGAGCUUGAGAAUAAGAAUGAUAAGAUUAUUGCCUUCGCAUGGGAGCCAAAAGGUCACAGGUUUGCAAUUAUCCAUGGUGAUAACCCAAGACCCGAUAUAAGUUUCUACUCAAUGCGCUCUGUAAACAAUACAGACAAGGUCAAAAAGCUCACUACUCUGAAAGGGAAGCAGGCAAAUACUCUUUUCUGGUCACCUGCUGGUCGCUUCAUUAUACUUGCAGGAUUAAAGGGUUUCAAUGGACAGUUGGAGUUUUAUGAUGUUGAUGAGCUUGAAACCAUGGCAACAGCUGAGCAUUUUAUGGCAACAGAUAUUGAAUGGGAUCCUACUGGAAGGUAUGUUGGAACUGCAGUGACUUCGGUACAUGAGAUGGAAAAUGGUUUCAACAUCUGGUCCUUCAAUGGCAGGCUACUUUAUAGGAUCUUGAAGGAUCAUUUCUUUCAGUUAUUGUGGCGCCCAAGACCACCGUCAGUAUUGAGUCCUGAGAAAGAAGAAGAGAUUGCUAAGAACUUAAAGAAGUACAGUAUGAAGUACAAGGUAGAGGACCAGGAUGUUUCAAUGCUAUUGAGUGAGCAAGAUCGUGAUAAGCGGAGGAUGUUGAAGGAUGAAUGGGACAAAUGGGUCAAUGAGUGGAAGCAUUUGCAUGAAGUAGAAAAACUGGAGAGGCUGGAACUCAGGGAUGGAGAAGCCAGCGAUGAAGAGGAGUGUGAAGCAAAAGAAGUUGAAGUUGAGGAGAUAUUGGAUGUUUCCGAGGAGGUCCUUUCGUUUGAGGAGUAAUAUUAGUGAUUAUUUUUGUAGGGCUUUAUUAGAACCCUCAAUUUACAGCACAAUUCAUGCUCUUUCAGCUUAAUGAAAUUGGAUUUGGUUUGAAAAAGUGUAGAAUUUGGGA